Blastomyces gilchristii SLH14081 is the source of this 544-nucleotide messenger RNA. RefSeq lists its product as uncharacterized. The record is from RefSeq and is a predicted model, not a curated record. NCBI's taxonomy places the organism in Eukaryota, Fungi, Ascomycota, Eurotiomycetes, Onygenales, Ajellomycetaceae. Gene Ontology annotation, molecular function: oxidoreductase activity, acting on paired donors, with incorporation or reduction of molecular oxygen; iron ion binding; monooxygenase activity. The transcript is spliced from 2 exons. The coding region runs from base 1 to 537 and encodes 178 amino acids.
AUGAUUGCGUCUCUGACUAACAGCAUGGGGACCGCCUUCUGGAUGGUCUACCAUGUCUUCUCUGACCCCAUUGUGCUUGAGGAGUGCCGAGCAGAAGCAGAAAAGCUUGUGCAACUUGAUGACAACGGCGUCCAGACUAUCGACCUGGCUAAGAUCAGAUCUUCAUGCCCUGUUCUUUUCUCGACAUGGGCAGGAGAUUCUGUGAUAUAUGCACAUUGGCGUCGGGGCGAGGGUGUCAGUCCUGAUGAAAAGCGUAAAACUCCCUUCACAUUCCGCCCCUUUGGCGGCGGGACAGUCCUCUGUCCUGGGCGCCAUUUUGUGACCGCUGGGGUCUUGUCAUUUGUGAUUCUUCUGUUGCUCCGCUUUGAUCUGAAGCCUGCAAUCAAGGAUGGUAGGUGGUUGGAGCUGCGAAAGAAGAUGUCCAUGACGGCGGCUAUGCCAGUGCCCAAGGAUGAGAUGCCAGUGAAGCUUGCCCCUAGAAACACACAAAAGGGGCCUGUGAACAUCUCAACAAUCGGUGGGAAGCUGUUUUACUAGAUAUUGC